CGACUUGUCCACAACGUUGAGGACGUGGACACCUAAGUGUUUAUGAUGUUGCCCUUACAUGAUAUACAUGCCACCGCGCGUGAUUCGCAUGCUCAAUGCGCUCUAAAAGGACAUCCUGACCGACAGAUAUGAUAGUUUGACCAGGCAGUGAGGAAAUGAAUGAUACCCGGAAUAAGUCAAAAUCAACGAGGCUCCUCUCGUUUGAUUCCGACGUCUCUCUAAAAACCAAGCAACGAACAUUUUUCUUGAAGCGUCAGUUGAGAAGUCCCGGCCAUCGUACAAAGAUAUUGCAAUUGUUCCAAGCUUCAUCCCUCAAGUUGCAAUGGGGUAUUCAUCCAGCUCAGAAACAUCCCCAACAUGUAACCCGGGCUGAUAGAUCGUUAAUUUCACCUUCAAGCCGACAAGUAUCAACGCAUAAACAUGUUUCCGGGAUUUCGGAACACAAGAGUCAUCCUCAGGAACAACCGACUGUUAUAUCUAGUAGAAUCUCUACAGCUGGACAAACUGCGGAACGUUCAAAUUCGAGUGAAACGUCGCUACAUGAAUUGUCACUAUCAGGGCCGCCUUUCAAAGAUCUUCCUGUUCUGCCAACGCUUUCACCCUGUCCUAGAGAUCAACGGACUCAAUGCUUUGUACUUUCCAUUCAAGGUAGUAUUUCUGGAAGACUCAGCGCCUGUUACUACCGCAACUUGUGAAAUUGAUAAAUUACCGAAGAUGAAGAUCGAGACGACAUAGAACAAAUUUGAAGGGGCCAUCUGCAUCGACAAAGGACCAUAGAGCGGCAGAAGCUCUCUUUGUCAAGGAAUCUU
Messenger RNA from Xylona heveae TC161, 809 nucleotides. RefSeq lists its product as hypothetical. The transcript is spliced from 4 exons. The record is from RefSeq and is a predicted model, not a curated record. Lineage: Eukaryota; Fungi; Ascomycota; Xylonomycetes; Xylonales; Xylonaceae. Bases 156 to 695 code for a protein of 179 amino acids.